Arachis stenosperma is the source of this 4092-nucleotide messenger RNA. RefSeq names its product putative phospholipid-transporting ATPase 9. The coding region runs from base 311 to 3859 and encodes 1182 amino acids. The record is from RefSeq and is a predicted model, not a curated record. Gene Ontology annotation, molecular function: ATP binding; magnesium ion binding; ATP hydrolysis activity. Lineage: Eukaryota; Viridiplantae; Streptophyta; Magnoliopsida; Fabales; Fabaceae. Gene Ontology annotation, biological process: phospholipid translocation. Gene Ontology annotation, cellular component: plasma membrane. The transcript is spliced from 12 exons.
CUAAGAACUGAGAAGUGUUUCUCUCCCUUCUUCUCAUCUCAGCUAAGAGUCAAACUGACAUUACAGUCAACAUCUUCAGCUUCCAACUCAAUACCAAUAAUCACCAAACAAAUACAAAUCAUACACCAAACCAUGCUUCUGCUCUUUCUCUGCUGAAAAAUUCUCCUCCUUUUCAAGUUUCCAUCUGUGCCCAAAACAAAACAAAAGGAACACUGAUCAGUGACCAAGAAGAAUAUAUGCUCUGUUCCCAUAUUUAAUUUCUUCACAUGAUUUCAUUUCCUUUUUUUUUUUGGGUUAGAGUCUAUCCUUAAUGGACAGGAUCCAUGCAUUUUCUUGUGGGAAAGCUUCAAUAAUCAGAGACAAUGAAGAACAUUCACUCAUAGGAGGCCCUGGAUUCUCAAGAAUAGUAUAUUGCAAUGGUGCUGAGGGAAGUGGUAACUUAGAACUCAACUAUGGUGAUAAUUAUGUCAGCACAACUAAGUACACACUUGCAACUUUUCUACCCAAAUCAUUGUUUGAACAGUUUAGAAGGGUGGCCAAUUUCUACUUCCUUGUUUGUGCUAUAUUGUCUUUCUUCCCUGUUUCGCCUUAUUCGGCUGUUAGCAAUGUUGUUCCUCUUGUGGUUGUGGUUUCUGCUACAAUGGGGAAAGAGGCUGUUGAGGAUUGGAGGAGGUUCAAGCAGGAUGUUGAGAUGAACAACAGAAGAGUUAAAGUUCACCAUGGAGAAGGUGAUUUUGAUCAUUCCAAAUGGAGGGAUUUGAGAGUUGGAGACAUAGUAAAAGUGGAAAAAGAUGAAUUUUUUCCUGCUGAUCUCAUCUUACUUUCAUCGAGCUAUGACGAAGCGAUUUGUUAUGUUGAGACCAUGAAUCUUGAUGGAGAAACAAAUCUUAAACUGAAACAAGCACUGGAAGAAACUUCAAAGUUGCAAGAAGACUCAAACUUCCAAAAUUUCAGUGCUACCAUCAAAUGUGAAGACCCAAAUGCGAAUUUGUACUCUUUUGUUGGAAGCCUGGAGCUUGAUGAUCAACAGUAUCCUCUUUCACCUCAGCAGCUACUGCUUCGGGACUCGAAGCUCAGGAACACAGAUUUUAUCUAUGGUGUGGUUAUUUUUACAGGUCAUGAUACAAAAGUUAUGCAGAAUUCGACAGAUCCUCCUUCCAAGAGAAGCAAUGUUGAGAGAAGAAUGGAUAAGAUAAUCUACUUCUUGUUCCUUAUCUUGUUUUUGAUUUCGUUUAUUGGCUCAAUUUUCUUUGGGAUUGCAACAAGGGAAGACUUAGAAAAUGGAAGAAUGAAGAGAUGGUACCUUAGACCCGAUGAUACUACGAUCUACUAUGAUCCAAAGAAAGCACCAAUUGCAGCAACUCUGCAUUUCUUGACUGCACUAAUGCUUUAUAGUUACUUGAUUCCAAUUUCUUUGUAUGUCUCCAUUGAAAUUGUCAAAGUUCUUCAAAGCAUUUUCAUCAACCAGGACUUGAACAUGUAUUAUGAGGAAACUGACCAGCCAGCACAUGCUCGAACCUCAAAUUUGAAUGAAGAACUAGGCCAAGUCGAUACGAUACUUUCGGAUAAAACAGGAACUUUGACCUGCAAUUCUAUGGAGUUUAUCAAGUGUUCUAUCGCCGGGGUCGCCUAUGGACAGGGUGUUACUGAAGUGGAGAGAGCUAUGGCUAGGAGAAAAGGUCUAGAGUUGACUGAAGAUGACAAUGUUGCAAAUUCUGAAGCAAAAUCAUCAAUUAAAGGUUUCAACUUUAUGGAUGAAAGGAUCAUGAAUGGAAAUUGGUAUAAAGAACCUCAUGCCUAUGUAAUACAGAAAUUCCUGCGCUUGUUGGCUGUAUGCCAUACUGCAAUACCUGAAGUUGAUGAAGAAACCGGUAAAGUUUCGUAUGAAGCCGAGUCACCAGAUGAGGCAGCUUUUGUUAUAGCUGCUAGAGAACUUGGAUUUGAGUUUUAUGAAAGGACACAGUCAAGUAUUAUGCUGCGCGAGCUCAAUUCCAUAUCAGGCAAGAUUACUGAAAGGAACUACCAACUUUUGAAUAUAUUAGAGUUUACUAGUGCAAGAAAGAGGAUGUCAGUCAUAGUGAGAGAUGAGGAGGGUAAACUACUACUACUUAGCAAAGGCGCUGACAGUGUCAUGUUCGAACGACUUGCAAAGAACAGAAGGGAGUUUGAAGAGAAGACUAAGCAGCACAUUAAUGAAUAUGCUGAUGCUGGUUUAAGGACCUUGAUACUUGCAUAUCGUGAACUCGAUGAGGAAGAAUACAAUCAAUUUAAUAAAGAAUUCAUAGAAGCCAAGAACUUGGUGAGUGCGGAUCGAGAGCAGAUAAUAGAGGAAGUAUCCGAAAAGAUUGAGAAGGAUUUGAUUCUUCUUGGUGCCACUGCAGUUGAAGACAAACUUCAAAAUGGGGUUCCUGAAUGCAUUGACAAGCUAGCACAGGCAGGCAUUAAGCUAUGGGUUUUAACUGGUGACAAAAUGGAGACAGCAAUCAACAUCGGGUAUGCUUGUAGUUUACUUAGACAAGGAAUGAAGCAAAUCAUAAUUAGCUCGGACACUCCAGAGGCCAAAUCGUUGGAGAAAGCGGAGGACAAAUCUGCUGCGGACGCGGCAAUCAAGGAAAUCGUUCUUCGACAAUUAAGGGAAGGAGAGGCAUUACUUUCUUCAUCUAAUGAAAACUCCGAGGCCAUUGCUCUGAUCAUCGACGGGAAGUCACUCACACACGCUCUAGAUGAUGAUGUUAUGGACUUGUUUCUGGAACUCGCCAUCGGCUGUGCAUCGGUUAUAUGCUGCCGGUCAUCUCCUAAACAGAAAGCACUUGUAACUAGACUAGUUAAGACUAAAAUUGGUAGUACAACUCUAGCAAUUGGUGAUGGGGCAAAUGAUGUUGGAAUGCUCCAAGAAGCAGAUAUUGGGAUCGGUAUCAGUGGUGUCGAAGGAAUGCAGGCAGUUAUGUCAAGUGAUAUUGCGAUUGCACAGUUCCGGUUUCUAGAGCGCUUACUUCUAGUGCAUGGACAUUGGUGUUACAGAAGAAUCUCAUCAAUGAUCUGCUACUUUUUUUACAAGAACAUUGCCUUUGGCCUCACACUUUUCUUCUAUGAGAUCUAUGCCUCGUUCUCGGGCGAAGCUGCAUACAAUGAUUGGUUCCUGUCAUUAUAUAAUGUGUUCUUCACUUCUCUUCCUGUUAUUGCCUUGGGAGUAUUUGAUCAAGAUGUCUCUGCCAAAUUAUGCCUCAAGUUCCCACUGCUAUAUCAAGAAGGUGUACAAAACGUCCUGUUUAGCUGGAAACGAAUCCUCGGCUGGGCCUUCAACGGAGUCCUAAACGCUACACUGAUAUUCUUCUUCUGCGUCAAGGCAAUCGAGUAUCAGGCAUUCCGAAAAGGUGGUGAAGUCGCCGGGCUCGAAGAACUUGGAGCCACAAUGUACACUUGUGUAGUUUGGGUUGUUAAUUGCCAAAUGGCAUUAUCCAUAAAUUACUUCACCUACAUUCAACACAUUUUCAUUUGGGGUGGCAUUCUUUUGUGGUAUUUAUUCCUCUUAGCAUAUGGUGCCAUGGAUCCUACUCUUUCAACCACUGCAUAUAAGGUCUUUGUUGAGGCUUGUGCUCCAGCACCAUCUUACUGGCUCAUCACUCUUCUUGUUCUCCUCGCUUCGCUCCUUCCUUAUUUCGUCUACGCGUCGAUCCAAAUGCGGUUCUUCCCUAUGUUCCAUCAGAUGAUACAGUGGAUAAGGAGUGAUGGCCAAGCAACUGACCCCGAAUACGUUAAUAUUGUCCGGCAGAGGUCGAUAAGACACACGACAGUUGGCUUCACCGCCCGUUUCCAGGCGUCCCAACGGCUUGAAGCCUCGAAACGUCUUCAAGUAUGAGAAGAACAAGGUAUAAUUCUUUUUGUUUUGUUGUAUGAAAGAUUCUUUAGUAGGAACAAAAUGAAUGUAAUAACAAUCUAUGUAGUGUACAUAUUUGAGGUAGACAUUGGUCUUCCUUGGGUUACAAGAAAUCUCAAGGGUUAUCCUUAAGAAACCACUGUCUGGGUUUCUCUUCAGAAAAUGAAAGAGGAAUUUUGGGUCCAUCAAAGAUCUUAUUAGGAUACCUUUUUUGC